AUGACCCACACCCAACCUGAAGCUACCUCGGCACCGAGCGAGACGCCCGGUAAAGCGGUUGUGAAUGGAGAGAGGAAAUAUCACAAUACCGAUGCACCCUAUUCUCUCAUGAGCGGAGUAGAUAAACGCGAAGAGGAACGUUUGAACGCCCAGCACUACGGCAUUAAAGACUACUUUGGCGGCAACAACUGUGGCGCUCCUUGGCCUGCGCACCCGAAGAAGAUCCUCGAGAUCGGCUGCGGGCACGGCGUGUGGGCGAGGGAGGUUUGCGAGCAGUUCCCGGAGGCACAAGUCGUCGGGGUUGAUAUCGUAGACGCGGUAAAGAACAGACCUUCGAAUUUCUCAUUCCAGAGACUCAAUGUCAUUAAAGACACCUGGCCGUUCCCACUUGGAUCCUUCGAUAUUGUCCACUGUCGCUUCGUUGCACUCCAUGUUCAGAACUUCAAGACUUUGGUCGAAAGAGCCAUUGAAGCUACUGCACCGGGAGGCAUUCUCAUGUUCGAGGAUCAAGACCAGCAGCUGAGGGCCGAUGGAAAGCCUUUGCCAUAUCCAGCUCAUUACGCAUUCUCCGUAUUUCACAGUUUCGGUCACAUGGCCGGUGUGGACUCUUACGCGGCGCCCCUAAUUGCACCCAUCAUCCUUGGCACCAGGCAAUUUGACGAGCUUCACCAGGAGAUCGUUCCCGCACCAAUGGGCCCCUGGACCGAUAACCCGAAAUUGCACGCCAUCGGAGAGGGUAUACGGACUGGGUUGAUCGAAGGCGCCAAAACUCUCAACCCAGUCCUGUUCGAGUAUGGCAUGACCCAAGAUAACAUUGACGGCGUGGUGAAAGCAAUGGAGAAUUCAGAGCACAGGUUGUACAUGGACCAGUAUUUCAUCUGGGCAAGGAAGAAGUCAAGUCGUUUGUAG
Molecule: messenger RNA, 909 nt
Organism: Dacryopinax primogenitus
Lineage: Eukaryota; Fungi; Basidiomycota; Dacrymycetes; Dacrymycetales; Dacrymycetaceae
Product: S-adenosyl-L-methionine-dependent methyltransferase
Exons: 3
Coding region: 1-909 (302 amino acids)
Source: RefSeq, a predicted model, not a curated record